Messenger RNA from Pectinophora gossypiella (pink bollworm), 1044 nucleotides. RefSeq lists its product as uncharacterized. Gene Ontology annotation, biological process: regulation of transcription by RNA polymerase II. NCBI's taxonomy places the organism in Eukaryota, Metazoa, Arthropoda, Insecta, Lepidoptera, Gelechiidae. The coding region runs from base 66 to 719 and encodes 217 amino acids. The transcript is spliced from 2 exons. The record is from RefSeq and is a predicted model, not a curated record. Gene Ontology annotation, cellular component: nucleus; transcription regulator complex.
ACGUGUACACAGCCAUUCCCCAGUGUGCGGCUAGCUACGUUUGAGCGUCCACGUUCGUUUAAAUAAUGCCAUUAAUGAAGAAGUUAAUAGAAAAAGUAAGGCUCAAUCCCUGUUUAUGGGAUAAGGCCCAUAAUUCUAUUAAAGACACCGUUAAAAAGGAUGUGAUUUGGGAUCGCGUAGCCUUCGAAUGCGGCUUGGAUAAUGGUGCUUUAGCGAGACGCCAUUUUAGAAAGUUACGGGACUGUCAUAGAGAUGCCAGGCGACGCCGGAAGUAUGCUAGAGGGCCGGCAAUGCUGAAACCAUGGAAAUAUGAAGCAGAGAUGGCGUUCUUACUGUCACCAUACGAGUCACAAAAUACACCAAAUACUUCCAUGUACACAGAGGAAGUAGAAAAUAAACAUGAUCAUAUUUUUACGACCACUGACAAUAUUGAUACAGAACCAUCAUCUCCAUUAUUAGAACAACACAAAACGACAGACGCCGAAAACAUGAAGAGAAAGAGACUUGAUGAAACUGUUACUGAGGUAUCACAAGAAAGAAGAGAGCAACGACAAUUCCAAAGAGACGAAUAUCGUCGUUCACAAGACGCACUAGCAACCCUAUUCGAGAGCUUAUAUCAGAAGACGCGAGAAUUGCCGAAAUAUUUGCAAUUAAGAGUGCAGAGGGAGAUUUUUGAGUCAGUGACUCGUGCUGAGGAGGAAGUUUUGGAACUCAGCUAACCUCAGAUGUGAAGGCUGAAUAGGCUCGAAAGCUAAAAUGAUAGUCUGCUGGCAUGACGUGAUUCACAAUCCGGGAAGAGAAAAUUACACUCUAAAGUCCUACUUGCAAAACCCUAGGUCUAUGGUUUUUGCAUAUAAUUGCUUAGUUCAAAGUAAGCGUUCUACCAACUGGGCUACCACGGCUGGGCUAAAUGUCCAUUCAUUUACACGUGGCCACGAUAUUGAUAUUUUCAAACUUUGGAUUUGAUGAUACGGAUUAUUUAAUUUACUAAUAAUUAAAAAUACCUCCAUAAGUUAAUUAUAUUGUAUUAAAGAUAAAAAGUUC